Messenger RNA from Peronospora farinosa, 1098 nucleotides. Lineage: Eukaryota; Oomycota; Peronosporomycetes; Peronosporales; Peronosporaceae. The record is from the annotation of a GenBank genome assembly.
AUGAAUGAAGCGAAGACUGCUGCUGAUGCUGCUGCGACAUCCAUGUCGGACGCCGCCUACGCUUUUGAUGAAGAGGUACUUAAGGAUGUACGCAACAAUAAAGUGUGGAUGCAAGAUCCCAAGUACUUUAAAAAGGUGAUUGUAUCGCCUGCAGCAACUAUGAAGAUGCUGAACCACGCCAACUCGGGCGUCGAGAAAGGUAUUAAAGCGGGUGGAAAGCCCGUCGAGAUCAUGGGUCUGAUCAUGGGACGGCCAUCUACUGGCACUGAUAGAGAUGCUGGAGAUAUGCACACGCUCGUGGUCACUGACUGCUUCCCGCUGCCGAUUGAAGGAGCUGAAACGCGAGUGCUGGCGGAUGAUGCCGAGGUCAUUAACUAUAUGAUCUCACUGGGCGAAGCUGUCGAGCAGACACGCAAAGAAAAAUUUAUGGGAUGGUAUCACAGCCACCCGUUUGAUGUAGAGGUACAUAGUCACUGCUUUCUCUCGGCUACGGACGUCAGCACGCAGCUGCAGUGGCAGCGCUCAGAAGAUCCGCACGGUAACCCUUGGCUUGCAAUUGUGCUGGAUCCGCUGCGCUCAAUGGCCAAGAAACGCCCAGAGAUGGGCGCUUUCCGCGUCUAUCCACCAGAAUUUGCUGCGCCUGUGAACGAAACCCCCGACGGAACAAUUGUCACGGACGAGAGCGCAAGACUCGAACGCUGGGGCAACUGUUGGAACCGCUACUAUACGCUGGAGAUCGACUAUUUUAUGAGCGCUCUUGGUUCUCAGGUCGUGAGUGUGCUAUCUGAGGAGUUCCUGUGGAUGCGUACACUGAGCUCCAACACGAUGCAGGAGCGGGAAAACCGUGAUCGUUUCUCAGAGCGUAUUCAGCUGCUGGCAAACAAGUUGGACGGCUGCGAGGCUCACCUGUUGCCGCGCACUGGACGAAACGCUUCGCGAAUUGGUGAGUAUUAUGUGCCAGAGAAGCAACAGUCGCAUAAGGAGACCGAAGAGGCCGUACUUGACAAAAUUACUCAAGCUGCCAACGAGCUUGCGAUCGAGAACUCACUUGGUCAGGAGCUACAGGUCACCAAAAAGGGCCUUUUCAACGACAAGUGA